ACCCCUAGUUUUGAUAGCAUGGCUAUAUCUUUCACUCGCCUUUCCAUAGUGCCAGGUGGUGCCGGUUCUCUGUGGCCUAUGCGAUAACAAGGAGGGCGAAGAUAACGGUGAAAAUGUGCUAUCAUAUAAGCGCUAUCUGGUGGUCGAGGCAUCAUUUCGCUUUCCUUCAAGUCGUCCCUUCCUUGAACUUCUUCAGGAAGCUGUCGUUGACCGCAGACGGUCUCUGUUGAGAUUGUACGCCUGUGCAAUUUACAGGCAAAAUGUCCUCGAACGGGUCGAUUGUCAAGGAACAACCCGAGGCCAUUCCUCCUCCCCAGCCUCAGUCUUCUUUUCUGCGUUCACGGGCCUCUCACCUGCAUCGGAAACUGACGACCCGACAUGGCUGGCUUGGAGACUACAACUAUGGCUGGCUUUGUACCCCCACCCUUCCCUUCACCCUCCCUGGCCGCAGGUUCUCCAAACCUAGACGUCGUAUGCCGCCAUUCUACGCGUUAGACUCGGAGUUGCCUCUUUUGUUAGCAAUGACUUGUGGUUUGCAACAUGCUUUGGCGAUGUUGGCUGGGUUGAUUACCCCACCGAUCAUUUUUGCAAGUGCCUUGAAUUUGGAUUCGGAGACCGGCGCGUAUAUGAUUUCGGCAAGUUUAAUUGGGUGUGGGAUACUGAGUUUGGUGCAAAUGUCAAGGAUGAAGCUGUGGAGAGGGUAUUACCUCGGGACUGGACUCAUCAGCGUCGUUGGGACCAGUUUCGCGACAUUAAGUACUGCAAACGCUAUUUUUAACGCCAUGUAUGCGGAUGGAACUUGUCCUAUGAUCACUACUGCUGACGGUACAGUCACUCGAGGUCCUUGUCCCGACGCGUAUGGCAAAGUUCUCGGAACCUCCCUUAUCUGCUCUUUUCUCGAAAUAUUCCUCUCUUUCGUCCCAUCUCGAACGCUCCAAAGGAUCUUCCCACCUCUCGUCACCGGCACUGUGAUUCUUAUGAUUGGGGCUUCGCUCAUUGGUGCAAGUGGCAUACCGAAUUGGGGUGGAGGGUCGAAUAGCUGUAUGAGUAGACCGGAGACUGGGUUGUUUGCUCUCUGUCCGACUGUGAAUGCACCUAGACCAUUGCCCUGGGGGUCUCCGGAAUUUAUCGGUCUUGGCUUCCUCUCCUUCAUCUCUAUCCUCCUCGUCGAACUCUUCGGGUCCCCGUUCUUAAAGAACGUCUCUAUCAUCGUCGGACUGGCCAUCGGAUGCAUCGUGUCUGGUGCUACUGGUUACAUUGAUGGGAGCAGUAUCAAGAGUGCGCCGGCGAUUACGUUCUUGUGGGUAAAGACGUUUAAGAUUGGAGUAUAUCCUGGUGCUAUUUUACCUAUGUUGGCUGUAUAUGUUUCGUUGGCGAUGGAGGCCAUCGGAGAUAUCACUGCUUCGGCAGAGGUCUCUCGUGUAGCUGUCGAUGGUGAGGAGUUCGACUCGAGGAUCCAGGGUGGCGUCCUGAGCGACGGCAUAGGCGGAUUCUUCUCUGCCCUAUUCACAGUCACGCCUCUCUCGAUCUUCGCUCAGAAUAACGGUGUCAUCGCCAUCACUCGAUGUGCGAACAGAACAGCUGGGAGGUUCUGCUGUGUCUUCCUCAUCUUGUUCGGUGUAUUGGGCAAGAUCUCAGGUGUCUUCUUAGCCAUCCCCAAUCCAGUCCUUGGCGGCGUAACGACCUUCCUCUUUGCAACUGUCGCGGUCUCAGGUCUGCGAGUACUCUCUUACACAUCCUUCACUCGUCGAGAUCGAUUUGUGCUUGCCGCCGCCCUCUGUUUCGGCUUUGGUGAUCUCUUAGUCCCAGAUAUCUUCACACAUUUGUUCGAAAGUAGUCGGGUUGCGAGAGCAGUGGCAGCGCAUACAGGCUUGCAGGGAUUGUUGGAUAGUGUGGAAAUUAUAUUGGAGACGCCUUUCUUGAUCGCUGGAAUUGUUGCUGCUGUGCUUAACCUCAUACUACCCCAAGAAGACGCUAAGGUGGAAGAUGACACAUUUGUUGGGGAUGCCGAUGUCGAGGUUGUAGACGUGGAGGCUCAUCAUGAUUUGCCUGAAGUGAAGAAGUGAAGUGACUUUGUCGAUCAUCCAUUUGGAAGGAUGUGAUUCGUUAUCAUUGUUUGAUUUGUAUUAUACUCGUUUGUGUUAUACUCGCCCCAGCUUCAUGAGUGGGCUAAUAGUUAACUCUGACAAACGUCCCGAGCAAUAGCUGCCGGUUUUUUUUUUCUUGAG
Molecule: messenger RNA, 2228 nt
Organism: Somion occarium
Lineage: Eukaryota; Fungi; Basidiomycota; Agaricomycetes; Polyporales; Cerrenaceae
Source: the annotation of a GenBank genome assembly